GCUUCCCGGCCGGCGCUGCGGACGCCUCUCAAAGGACCUCUUCUAUGGAGAACCUUGGCAACCCUUGCCACUCCGGAGUUCUUUGACCUUGGGCAAGAGACCGCAACCUUGAUCUCCCCGGCGAAAUGGAGAUCCUAAUACCGAGGAUUCAAACUGCAGAGAAGUCUGUCAGGUGGUAGUGUGGGAUAUGAUCUGCAGCAGCCACCAAGUAUCAGGCAGGAGGCAAGAGGUGCCACUUAGGCUGGCACUGAAGAGAAUUUACUGUGGAUGGACUGAACAGUCUGCAUAAAUAUUCCUUGAAAUUACAUUUUGGCUGUUUCUGAUACUUGGAAGCUAUCCUUUCAGCCACAAAGAUGGUCAUAAAUCUUUGUCUCCCACAAUUUAAACCAAGAAUUCACUGCAACAAGAUAUCAGCUGAUGGUUAUGAAGUAGAAAAUCUCAUCUCUGAAGACCUCACAAAGAGAAGCCAUGGUUUUAGGACAGAGUAUUUCAUUAAGCCACCAAUCUAUGUGACAGUCUCCUUUCCCUUUAAUGUGGAAAUCUGUAGGAUUAACAUAGACCUCACAGCUGGAGGAGGCCAGAGUGUCACUGGCCUGGAAAUGUACACAUCUGCCUUAUCCAGCAGAGCCUCUUGGAAUACACCUGAGUGCCAGACCCCAGGCCCUGCUGAACCAUCUGUUCCUGACAAGGAGGCAUUCACCUUGGUAGGCAAAGUCUUACUGAAAAACCAGAGCCAAGUGGUAUUCAGCCACAGGGGUUUCAAGGCCAGGCCACCCUUUAGCCCAGUGGAAAUCACACUCCCCUCCCCUGCUGUUAUGGCCCAGGAACUCUGGAAUAAAGGGGCUCUUUCCCUUAACCAUGUGGCCCACCUCAAGAUUGGUAUUACCCAUGUGACUGGCAGUGGUAUUCCUUGCAUCAAGCGGCUGGAGGUGUGGGGUCAGCCGGCCAAGACUUGCUCUCAAGAGGUGAUAGACAGUGUCCUACUGGUGGCCUCAGAGAGUUUGCCUCAGGAUUUGGCUUUGCAGACUCCAGCUUUGCCCAUGGAGAGUGACUGUGACUCUGGGGGCCCGUCUGAGGACCAGCAGGCCUCCUCCAACCUGCAGGAACUGGCUGAGGCAGUUGGUGAUGUGCCUGAGGAGUUCCUGGAUCCCAUCACCCUGGAGAUCAUGCCUUGCCCCAUGCUGCUACCCUCAGGCAAAGUCAUUGACCAGAGCACACUGGAAAAGUGUAACCGCAGUGAAGCUACGUGGGGCCGAGUGCCCAGUGACCCUUUCACCGGGGUAGCCUUUACUCCACAUUCCCAGCCCCUGCCCCACCCCUCCCUGAAGGCCAGGAUUGAUCAUUUCCUGCUUCAGCAUUCCAUCCCUGGCUGCCAUCUACUUGGGAGAACACAGACUACAUUGGCAGUGACCCCUUCUUCCAUUGCCCUGCCUUCACGGAAAAGAAAGAUAGAGCAGGCUGAGCGAACCCCAGGCAGUAGCCUGGGUGUCAGUGCUUCCUGUUUUUCUAUCACAAACCCCCUGGUCUCACCUACUACCUCAGAGUACACCGCCAAGAAAAUGAAAACCACCAGUGAGCUUGGCCUAACGAACAUGGACUGCUCAACAGAUCCAGUGUCCCAUGAGCAGAAGCUGUCACAGAGCUUGGAAAUUGCCUUGAUGUCCACUCUUGGCUCCAUGCCCUCCUUCACGGCUCGGCUGACCAGAGGACAGCUCCAGCAUGUGGGCAUAAGAGGGAGCAGCACGGCUGGGAGGCCAAGCGCCAGCUUGGAGCAACCUGGGAGUAUCAGAGGCCCUGAAUGUGCUUCCUGCAGAAGAACGUUUUCUUCCUACUUCAGAAAGGAGCCCAUGUACCAGCUGCCCUGUGGUCACCUCCUAUGCCGACCCUGCUUGGCUGAGAAGCAGCACUCCCUGCCCAUGACAUGCACAGCCUGCCAGCAUCCAUUUGCCAGCCAGGAUGUGUUGCGGGUUCACUUCUGAGUGACCAGCCUCAACUGGAGAAGCACCAUUGCAGGAAGGAGCAGAGGGUGAGCAGGAGCAGAGUCAUAGCUCUCCUGCAGUUGCAUGGCGGCAGGCAGAGUGCCUGUUUUUUCCUUGGGGGCUUUUUCACCUCAGAGUGUAGCACAGGGACUGAGCGGGGGAACACCCCGCUCCUGCUCAGGUGGCAACAGGAAAACAAAGCCAUAGACUUGGUUCGGAGGGCUGGAGGGAUGUUCCUGCCCUCCUGUGCCUCCCUGCCACUCCCCCACCAGAGCACAGGGUCUGCUGAAGCCAGCCCCACUGGGGCAGGAGCACCUGUGCUGAGGGCUCCCCCAGUUGCCUGUAAAUACCCACUUCUAGCAGAACCCUGUGAGUGGAGCACAAUAGACUGUGGAUAGCAAAGAGGGUCUCUGCCUCUGGGUCACACUGAAGUGAACCACGUUGGGGGCUGUGGAGCUCAUGACUCAGCCUCCUCUUCCAACUGGCAGACACUCAGCGCCUUAAUAAAGUGAUGGUUGAUGUCUUCUUUGGAUUUCC
This is a messenger RNA of Sciurus carolinensis (gray squirrel), 2516 nucleotides long. It is a transcript of the gene Ubox5, whose product is annotated as U-box domain containing 5. The coding region runs from base 354 to 1979 and encodes 541 amino acids. Gene Ontology annotation, biological process: protein polyubiquitination. Gene Ontology annotation, molecular function: ubiquitin-ubiquitin ligase activity; ubiquitin protein ligase binding. NCBI's taxonomy places the organism in Eukaryota, Metazoa, Chordata, Mammalia, Rodentia, Sciuridae. The record is from RefSeq and is a predicted model, not a curated record. The transcript has 6 exons. Gene Ontology annotation, cellular component: nucleus.